Molecule: messenger RNA, 2622 nt
Organism: Punica granatum (pomegranate)
Lineage: Eukaryota; Viridiplantae; Streptophyta; Magnoliopsida; Myrtales; Lythraceae
Source: RefSeq, a predicted model, not a curated record
UGAGGGUCCGUUCCGCCUGUCGGCCGCCGUGCGGAAGUCUAGGAAAUGGAGAGCAGUCCUUUCUUUGAGCUCGCUGUUGUUCCCCAGUGAAGAUAUCCGACAUUGGUUCAGCAAUUUCUGCUUUUCCGUUUUCUGAACCGCAAAAUUCGAACUUUUGUGUUCGCAUAUGCUGAGAAGGAAGAAAUUAAUUCGUGCUCGCUAUGUCGAAGCACGAAGAACAUUGACAGUCGAAGUUCGUUCAGUGUAUCUCAUGCAUGGUGUCGCCUUCUCUUUACCUUUUCUAGAUUCUACAGUCUCAUUCUGGGCUUUACUAGACAAAUUUUCGGGUUUAUGCGGCUAUACCGAUUGUCUUUCCCAUAAAACAGAUGAGAAAUUCUUAUUGAAGAUUCGGUACGGGUUGUCUUACAAUAUGUGAUCUUGUUUCUGGGUGCUCAUGCUUUGUCUCAUUUGAAAUUGUCGUAUUUUUAUCCUUCAUAAUGUUUAGUGCUUGAGAUGGGACCUUAAAUUCUGAUGCUUGCGGCUGCUUGUGGCUGAUGUAUGAUAAACUUUAUUCUGGGAAUAUGGGCUUUUGUUCUAACUUAUGUACUUCACUUUUAUAAUUGCGGUGUAGUUUUUUUGCAUAAUGAAUCUGCUUUUCUUCCCUAGUGAUUUAACUACUGGGCGUAUCUUUGCUUAAUGGUGCUGCAUUGAUUUCUAGAAGCUUCUUCUUUUGCUUGUGCAAUGAGGAAUAAAUGCUUUCCUGAGCACCAACUGGUGUUUUUUAGUGGCUAGAAUGUCUAGGAAAGUCCGGAAGGAACCUGGUCCUUGAAAUGACAUGUGCUUGAUGGCCAUUAAGAUAAUAGGUGUUAAGGCUCACUUCAAUUGGAUUAGAGACCUCAUAAUGAGUUUCUUUAAGUACAUCACUCGCUAGUAGGUUGCAUAUUAAGGGAACUUGAGAUAAGCAAUUGCGAUCAUAUAUUGAAAAUACAUGCUUUCUUUAAGAGGCAGAAGCUUCACCAACAACUGGCUCUCUUAAUAUGCAUCGACUUUUGGGUUCUUCGUCCAAUUUGACGGCUAAAAGUUUUAGCAACCCCAAAAUUUUUGCUGAAAGAAAGCCUACCUACUUCGAGUUCAAGCCUCAUUCAAGAUCAAACUUGGUUCCUGCAGAAAUGAAUGAUCAAAGAAGCGAACAAUCUGCACAGACCCUGGGUCAAUGCAAGUCUCAGUUCUUUGGACCUGUGUCUUUGACCAAGAGUGACUUACCAGUCUCCUCAAAUGACUUGACUCUUUCAAGUCCUGCUCAAGAAGUCGCUUCAGGAGCCGGUGGACCUACAGAUGUCGAAUCUAAUGACUUAAACAGGACAGAACAGACUGAUAGAGGAAUCCAAGCAGUACAAUCAGACCAUAAAGUGAGUGGACCAUCCAUCACCUCUGAGGGGUUGUCUGAUGAUGGAUAUAACUGGCGGAAAUAUGGGCAGAAACAUGUGAAAGGAAGUGAGUUUCCCCGUAGCUAUUACAAAUGUACUCAUCCUAACUGCGAGGUGAAAAAGCUGUUUGAACGAUCUCCUGAUGGUCGUAUUACUGAGAUUAUCUACAAGGGCACGCAUGAUCAUCCCAAACCUCCACCUGGCCGGCGUUUUGGGGCAUCUACUGGGGUGCCAAUCCAAGAAGAAAGAUUUGACAGAUUUUCAUCUGUAAAUGACUUGGAAAAGGCUACUAACUCAUCAGGGCAAACUUGUAAUGGUACUGAGCCAAAUGGCACUCCUGAUCUAUGUCCGGUCGCUGAAAUUAGGAAUUGUGUAGAAGGAGCAGAAAUGCAGCCAGACAGAGUCCAUGAUGAAGUUGAUGAUGAUGCUGAAGACGAUUCACUCUCAAAGAGAAGGAGAAUGGAGGCUGGUGGGGAAGAUUUCACUGCGGUGGUCAAGCCCAUCAGAGAACCACGAGUUGUUGUCCAAACAAUCAGUGAGGUCGAUAUACUUGAUGAUGGCUAUAGAUGGCGCAAGUAUGGGCAAAAAGUGGUCAGAGGAAAUCCUAAUCCAAGAAGUUACUAUAAGUGUACAAAUGCUGGGUGCCCUGUUAGGAAGCAUGUGGAGAGGGCAUCUCAUGAUCCCAAAUCCGUCAUCACAACGUAUGAAGGGAAACACAAUCACGAUGUCCCGGCCGCAAGAGCCAGUAGCCAUGACACAGCAGGGCCCUCCACUCUGAGCAGACCUUCAGCUAGCAGACCAGAAGGCGAUGCAAUCAGCCUUGACCUUGGGGUCGGUAGGAGCUCAGCCGCUGGGCAGCAGCAGAUCCUGUGCUCAGAACUUGUUGAGGGCCAAAUUCAACCGAACAGUUCCAACUUUAAGGUAGGUCAAUCGGCCCCACUUUCAGCAUUGCAUGGUUUUCUAAAUGGGAAUGUGAACCAUUAUGGAUCUAGAGAGAACUUGAGUGAGGACCAGACUAUUGAACUUCAAGUUCCUUCUCUUACCCGGGUCCAUAGAACUUGGGAAUAGCUCCAACAGUUAAUCUUAUUUGUUGUAUAAUGUUAAUAGUUUCUUUUUUAGCAGCAAUGAGGACAAGCUUAACUGUAUCUUGUGUCGAAAAUACAGAUGUAAUCUGACAAAAAUUAUGAUAUGCAGAAGAUGAUGCGUUACAGCCUAA